AUAAGGCGGGGGAGAGCAGCAGCCCCCCAGCAGGGGUUAAGGCAGUGCUGUGUCCAGGGAGCCUGUGCCAGCCCAGCCUGUGCCAGAGCUCCCCAGGGACCUGCAGCCUCGUGCAGCCUCUGCAGACGGGGAGGAGCGCAGCCAUGGGGGCACCAAGGGUGAGGGCAGGGCUCCUGGGUUGAGGAAGUGCCCAGUGCCCGUGGGGAGAGCGGGACCGGCCCCACGCAGGGCCCUGGCGCAGAGCCCGUCACGUCCCUGCAGAGCCAGGGCCACCGCGGAGGGGCCACGUCCAGAUUCCUCCUCGAUGGCACCGGGGCGAGGGGCUGCGUGCGGGGCACGGGGGGCACUGGGGACGUGCAUGGCCGCCCAGGCUGCCCUCUGCAAGGUGGUGGCCGGGCACCGGCAGCUGGUGCUGCAGCUGGGGGGCAGCGCCGACGGCCCCUGGCUGCGUGAGGAGCGGCACAGGAGGAGCAUGGAGGCGCGGGAGCUCAGUGCCGGGCUGCAGGGUGCGCUGCUGGCGGGGCUGCGGCAGGCGGCGAGCCCCGAGGAGCGGCGGGAGCUGGAGCGGCUGUGGGUGCUCUUCCUCUCGGCCCUGGAGCUCUUCCUGCAGGACCUGCGCCAGGCCCACCGCCUCUGCCGGCUCUUCUCUCUGCAGGGGGGCAGCAGUGCCCUGCUGCGCACUGGGCUGGGGGGCCAGCGAGGGGGGGGCCCUGAGCAGCCCCCGGCCCCACCGUGCCUGGAGGAGGAGAUGGAGCAGGUGAGGGCCGUGCUGACGGAGAUGGAGAGCACGGCCAACAUCCCCCUCUGGACGGUGGAGGCCACGCAGGCAGCAGAGCCGGGGGAGCUGGGUGCAGCCCCCCCAUCCCAGGGACUGGGGCCUCAUGCUGGGCCCUGCUGCAGGGUCCUGUGAGCAGCAGGGCCAGCCCCCCCCCCCCC
Molecule: messenger RNA, 936 nt
Organism: Oxyura jamaicensis (ruddy duck)
Lineage: Eukaryota; Metazoa; Chordata; Aves; Anseriformes; Anatidae
Product: regulator of G-protein signaling 9-binding protein-like
Exons: 2
Coding region: 305-910 (201 amino acids)
Biological process (GO): G protein-coupled receptor signaling pathway
Cellular component (GO): neuron projection
Source: RefSeq, a predicted model, not a curated record